AUGACGCAGGGUUUGUUGGCGCUCGACGAGGCGGCCAAGAUCGUCCCCCCGCCGCCUCCAGGUGCGCCCUAUUCGAUCGCGGUGCCGGGCACGCAAAAGCAAGGUCGCAGCGCGGUAUAUCGGCAUUGGCGAAGAACGGAGGGGGUUCUUCAUUCCCUCGAUCCGGCCGUCACCACCGCCCACGAGUUCUUCGAGCAGUCGGUUGGUCGAGUACCGAAUGGCAAGUGUCUAGGCCAUCGACCUUACGAUCCCGCGACCAAGACUUUUGGUAAAUACGUUUGGCAGACAUACAGCCAAGUGCAGAAGAGGCGGGCGAACUUUGGCGUGGGAUUGGUGGCUCUGCAUGAAUCUGUGGGUGUCAUUGGAAGGCAGUAUGGUGUGGGAUUGUGGUGCCAGAAUCGCCCGGAGUGGCAGAUUACGGAUCUGGCGUGCAUGUCGCAGUCGCUUUAUAGCGUCUCGCUGUACGAUACCCUUGGUCCUGAUGCCGUGGAAUAUAUCAUCAACCAUGCGGGUUUGACGGCUGUCUGCUGCUCGCUGCCACAUAUCCCGGCUCUGCUGAAGCUCGCGCCGAGAUGUCCUUCGCUGAAGCUGAUCAUUUCGCUGGAUCCGAUUUCCGUCGAGGGCGAGUUGGCUGGGUUUUCGAAGAAGGAUCUCCUCAAUUCGAUGGCCGCGCAGCAUAAUGUUCAAAUCCACGAGUUGAGCGCUGUUGAGAAGAUUGGAGAGACUUCGCCACGGCCGUACACCCCUCCGCGACCUGAUGAUACGGUUACCAUCAACUACACUUCUGGAACGACCGGUAACCCCAAGGGUGUCAUCUUGACUCACAGGAACGCUGUUGCGGCUGCGUCGUCUUCCCUGACCAUUUGCAAGCAGUCUCGGAACGACACGAUCUGCUCGUACUUGCCACUCGCACACAUUUUCCAGCGUGUGACUGAGCACGGUGCUCUCUGGGCUGGCUCAGCAAUCGGCUACUUCCACGGCAAUAUCUUGGAAUUGGUCGAUGAUCUGAAGCUUUUGAGGCCGACUGCUUUCACCAGUGUUCCCCGCCUGUUCAACCGCUUCGGUGGUGCGAUCAAGACGCAAACGAUCGAAGCUCCUGGAUUCAGGGGUAGCUUGUCUCGUUACAUUGUCGACACCAAGACUGCAAACCUAACCAAGGCUCCAGCCGAUAAGGCGACGAACCGCCACCUGUUGUACGAUCGUAUUUGGGCCAAAAAGGUUUCUGCUGCGCUUGGUCUUGAUCGCGCGCAGACCAUGAUUUCUGGAUCGGCUCCUCUGGAUCCUGGGCUUCAUCAGUUCCUGCGAAUCGUCUUUGCCAACAACUUCUACCAAGGAUAUGGUUUGACCGAGACGUAUGCGAUUGCGUUGGCGCAGCUGGAGGGCGAUUACUCCGCUGGCAACUGUGGUGCUGUUGCGCCCACGACCGAGCUGUGUCUGAUGGAUGUCCCUGAUAUGGAGUACCUCUCCACCGACAAGCCGCAUCCUCGUGGUGAGCUCCUCGUUCGCGGGCCAACUGUUUUCAAGGAAUACUACAAGAACGAAGCCGAGACGAAGAAGGCCUUCACCGAAGACGGCUGGUUCCGCACAGGCGACAUCUGCACCGUGGACGAAAUGGGCCGCUUCAGAAUCGUCGACCGCGUCAAGAACGUCCUCAAGCUCGCGCAGGGCGAGUACAUCUCCCCCGAACGCAUCGAGAACGUCUACCUCGGCAACCUCCCCUUCCUCGCGCAGGGAUACGUCCACGGCGAUAGCACGCAGGCGAACCUCGUGGCGAUCUUCGGCGUCCAGCCGGACAUUUUCGCGGGUUACCUCGAGAAAGUCCUGGGCAGGAGGGUCAACCCCGAGGAUGUCAAGGCCAUCGAUGCCGCGGCGCAGGAGCCUAAAGUGCGCAAGGCGGUGCUGAGGGAGUUGGCCAAGGUUGGGAAGAAGGCCAAGUUUAACAGUUAUGAGAAUGUGCGGGCGGUGCGGUUGAUGCUGGAGCCGUUUACGAUUGAGAAUGAGUUGUUGACGCCGACGUUGAAACUCAAGCGUCCUCAAACCGCCAAACUCUACCGACCGGUCAUCGACGAGAUGUACGCCGAGGUCGAGGCCGAGAGCAAGCCCAAGUCGAAGCUCUGA
This is a messenger RNA of Zasmidium cellare ATCC 36951, 2118 nucleotides long. RefSeq lists its product as uncharacterized. Bases 1 to 2118 code for a protein of 705 amino acids. The record is from RefSeq and is a predicted model, not a curated record. NCBI's taxonomy places the organism in Eukaryota, Fungi, Ascomycota, Dothideomycetes, Mycosphaerellales, Mycosphaerellaceae. Gene Ontology annotation, biological process: long-chain fatty acid metabolic process. The transcript has 2 exons. Gene Ontology annotation, molecular function: long-chain fatty acid-CoA ligase activity. Gene Ontology annotation, cellular component: endoplasmic reticulum; membrane.